CCGUCGGUCUUACUUCCGAAUCAACUGUACAAGUCUACGGUACUGUAGAGGUAGUUCCCAUUGGGAAGGCCGCCCCUGGGGGAAUUGAGCUGCAAGCCGAUUACUGGAAACUGAUCGGUUCCGCACCGCCUGGUGGCAUUGAUCACGUACUCAACACGGAGAGUGAUGUAGACGUGUUGUUGGAUAAUCGGCAUUUAGUGCUUCGUGGCGAGAAUGAUCUUACAUUCGAUGUGGAUCGUUCUUGUGGUUCCGACAGUCAACUCUGA
Dicrocoelium dendriticum is the source of this 266-nucleotide messenger RNA. NCBI's taxonomy places the organism in Eukaryota, Metazoa, Platyhelminthes, Trematoda, Plagiorchiida, Dicrocoeliidae. The record is from the annotation of a GenBank genome assembly.